UACUAUGAUGAUGCUGAACAUUUUUUGAAUGUUUUAGUAUAUUCAUUCAUUCAGAAAUAUUUAUUUUUACAUGAAAUAACACAAAUUAAAAUUAUCUGUUACGUCGGGGUAGAAUGAGCAGCGUUCUGUGGGGUGUCAUCGCCAUGACAAACUGCACCAUAACCUAAAAUGUUCAGUUUAUUUACAUUCGUACAAGAAAACGUGGCUCUAUAUUUUUGGAAGUUUUUCGCGAAAAUUAAGUAGAAAUAAUGGUUCGGUGCUACAAAAGUGUCAACGUCUGUUGCUAGAGCACAAGGGUUCAACAAGGUUGCCGUCAAUGGAUUCUUCGAUGUUUUGGAAGACAUUUUCGACAACACUAGGUUCCCUCCGAGCAGGAUAUAUAACGUUGACGAAACGUCGAUUCUAACCGUUCAAACAAAAACGUCCAAAGUUAUCUCCCUAAAAGGAAAGCGUCAGGUUGGAUGUAUUGCUUCGGCAGAUAGAGGAGUCCUAUCUACGGCUUGCAUAUGCAUGUCUGCAGCAGGACACUUCAUACCACCGAUGCUUAUUUUUCCUAGAGUACGACUGACGGGCCAAUUGAAAAAGGGAGCACCACCGGAAACACUAUUCAGCUGUAAUACUACGGGCUGGAUGACCAUUGACGAUUUUUCUGCGUGGUUUGAUCACUUUUUGGCCCAUACAAGACCUACAGCAGAAAGUCCAGUGUUGCUGCUACUGGAUGGACAUGCAUCCCACACAAAGAACUUGGAGUUCCUGGAUAAAGCCAAGCGUUCACAUGUAACGGUGGUUUCCAUGCCUUCCCACUGUAGCCACAGACUUCAACCACUUGACGUCAGCUUCAUGGGACCUCUUAAAACUAAUUUGUCUCAAGUAAUCGAGAAGUAUUUAAAAAUGAAUCCAGGCAAGGUCAUCACACUGAAUGAAAUUAGUGCACUGUUUGGAAAAGCUUACCUUCGCUCAACAUCAGCUUCUGUUGCAGUGAACGGAUUCAACAAAACCGGCAUCGCACCUUUCAACAGAGCAGUGUUUACGGACGAUGACUUCGCACCAGCUGAUGUGUCGGAUAUACCGUUGGCAUCGAACGGUGGAUCUUCGAGUAAUGAGACCACUACGGAGGAUAAAAACCGACAACAGUUUCAGGGUGUUAAUGAUGGCCUCGCAACAAUUGAUCUAACGAAAACACUCCCAAACACUGUUGAAGGUUCCCAGUGUGACGUCCAUUCCGACGACGAAGAUGGGCCAUUUCUAGGAUUCGAUGACGUUGACAUCACUACCAAGAAAAUUACGGAGAUUCCAACAAAGCGUUCGACACAGCUGAACAAGUCAUUUUCCGUAGGACCAACAGCAAUUCGUCCAUUUCCCAAAAUGGCAUUGAAGGAACGAAAGAGUGGUAGGAAGAAGGAAAAAUCUAAAGAACUGACAUCCAGCCCAUACCGAAAUGCUCUAAGAUCACUACAAGCUGCUAAGGAAAUAAAGCAAUUGAAGGUAUCAGAAAGAGCUUCAAAAAAGCGUCCUCAUGGCGCACCUAAGCCAAGACGUCAACAAAAAGAAAACCGGAUUGUACAAGAUGUACAAUGUGAAACUUGCGGUAUCUGCUUCAGUUCGUCAGGAAAUGGACGUGAUUGGGAAAAGUGUAGCAAAUGCCACAUUUGGUUUCACAAACUUUGCGCAGAGUCCUGUAUGACUUGCCGUAAGUGACUGCCUUGAAUUCGUUAUUCGUUCUAUGCGAGAGCGAAAAUGUUGUUUUUUUUCAUUCAAACGUAUGAAUUGCUUUACCUUUAAAUCCUAAAAGGUUACUUGAAUAAAAGAAUUUGAUCUAUUUGUAAACGAUGUUUUAUUUUUAUCAUAAAAAUGUAUAAGAAAAUCGCAUAAAAAAAUAAAAAUAAAAACUGCUCAUAUUACCCCGACAGGGUGCUCAUAUUACCCCGUCAGCACCUGAACACGCAAGAAAAUCUACAUUUUUUAUAAGUGUAAUAUAUCACUCAUUUGAAACUUUAUUCGAUACUAGUUAACCAGAAAUGAGCUCUUACAUUGUAAAUCAUUGAUUUCUUUGAAAAAAACAAUGUAAUUCAUUAUCACGUACGUCGUACGACAUUAUUUUCUUAAGGUGGCCAAACUGCCCCACUUUCCCCUACCGUGGACGUACCAUAUUUGACGCGGUUAAGAAAAUUCUAAAUUCAAACACUUGUCAAAUCGUCUAAAUCUUUCCGAUUUUGUUGAAAUUUGAACAUAUGCUAGCUCAACUAUUAUAGAAUUAGGGAAAAUCAGUAAAAAAAUAUUAAACGUUUUAUUAUUCAUGUUUGAUUGACUAUUUGUGGAACACCUUAGGUUCCUUAAUUGACACAUCAAUUCUUCAAAGUGCCUAAUUUGACGCACUAUGUUCCUUAUUUGAUGCACUUACAAAUAAUUGCUAAAGUUUAAAAUAUACAAGAGUUUCAGUAUUCAAUAGUUCAAUUAAUUGAAAAAAGCGCUUUAGAGUGGACAUAAAAAUUAGAACCUUUGGAAAAAGUUUUGAAUGACGUCAUCCGGUAGUACUUUUGCUAUGCGUUUAUUUAGUGUAGAAAAUAAAACCGGCGAUUGAGUUCAAUCCAUAGUUAAGCAUUAUUGUUAUUUCAAUGUAUUUUCGUCGCGAUAUCAGACAAGGGAAAGGUUUGAAAACUACAUUGCGCUGGAACGGGGAAGGUAGUUGCUAAAAUAAGGACAAAUUGGA
Molecule: messenger RNA, 2710 nt
Organism: Aedes aegypti (yellow fever mosquito)
Lineage: Eukaryota; Metazoa; Arthropoda; Insecta; Diptera; Culicidae
Product: tigger transposable element-derived protein 6-like
Exons: 2
Coding region: 511-1698 (395 amino acids)
Cellular component (GO): nucleus
Molecular function (GO): DNA binding
Source: RefSeq, a predicted model, not a curated record